Messenger RNA from Saprolegnia diclina VS20, 1492 nucleotides. RefSeq lists its product as hypothetical. Gene Ontology annotation, molecular function: 3'-tRNA processing endoribonuclease activity. Lineage: Eukaryota; Oomycota; Saprolegniomycetes; Saprolegniales; Saprolegniaceae. The transcript is spliced from 2 exons. The coding region runs from base 107 to 1330 and encodes 407 amino acids. The record is from RefSeq and is a predicted model, not a curated record. Gene Ontology annotation, cellular component: nucleus.
GCAAAGUGGGCGCCGACUACCGUCACUCUGGGUUGCCAUGCACGAGUGAUGGUGGCUGGUCGAUGCCCCGGCGCCAUCCGUGGCGCCAGUUGCGAUUCGUCUCGAGAUGGACAUAACGUUCCUCGGUACUGCGUCGGCGCAGCCGUCGCCAACGCGCAACCACUCUUCACUCGCGUUCCGCCCGGACGGCUCGGACGUGUGGCUCUUUGACUGCGGCGAGGGCACGCAGCACCAGAUGAUCAACCUCAUGGCCGGCCACGCGACGCUAGCGCUGCAGGCGCCGGGCAAUGCGUGCGCCGUUCUCAGCGCACCGCGACUGGCCAAAAUCAGUCGCAUCUUCUUGACGCAUCUGCACGGCGACCACUGCUUUGGCUUGCCGGGGCUUCUGUGCACGGCGGGCUCGGUCGUGUCGUCGGACGUGCCCGAGAAGGCCAACCCGAUUCACAUCUACGGUCCGCGCGGGCUCAAAGCCUACGUCCGCAACAUGCUACGACACACCAUGUCGCGCAUUGGCACUGGGUUUGUGCUACAUGAGCUGCUGCUCGCCAGUGACACACCGUCGCGCAACGACGAGUGCCACAUUGACGAAGUCCUUGGCGACGACUUUGUCGCGACGUAUCAGAGUACCAACAAGGACGACAGGGCGACAACCUACUGGACGCUGCAGGUCGGCACGGCGACGGCAUUUGAGAUUCUGGCCGCGCCGAUUCCACACACGGUGCCCACGGUCGGGUACCUUCUCCGGGAACCAGCGUCGCCCGGACGCCUCAACAUUGAGCUCGUUGCACCAAUUCUUCAGCGCAACAAGGCGGCUUUGCAGCUCAAGAACCCGAUGGCGCUACUACCCAAGCUCAAAAACGGCGAGACACUUACGAUGCCCGACGGCACGGUGCUGUCGCCAGAAACGUGCGUCGGUCCGACACGACCCGGGCGCGUCAUCGUCAUUCUCGGUGACACCUCGGAUGCGCUCGCUUCUGCUUUUGUUUCUCUAACAGCCGAAGAUGCCUACGUCGACGUUGUCGUCCACGAAGCGACGAACGCGUGCUUGCCGUCCGAUGUCGCCACCGGCGCGACGCCAGCCGACGUCGAAGCGCAAACCAAAAGCCACGGACACUCAACGCCCGAGAUGGCGGGCACCUUUGCCAACGCCAUGCGAUGCAAGCGACUCGUCCUCAACCAUUUCUCAAGUCGGUACAAAGGCGACGGCGCCGCCGAGAGCCUCGCCGUCAUGGACAACAUUAAGGCGCUCGCAACCACUGCGUUUGGCUCGGAUAACGUCGUGUGUGCCCGGGACUUUAUGCAAGUCGCGAUUGCGCCACGACCAGUUUGAGAAAUCCCGAAUCUACUCGAUGCCGUCGUUGUUCGCGCCUACAAGGAGCUGAAAGGGAGACAGCCACGCCUCAUCCGAGGUGCAGCGGUAAGACAGGCCUCGGGCCUCUUUUCUCCAAGAGAACAAGUCAUGGGAAUAUCAGACUGUGAUUUUUGGCAUGUG